AUCCUAACAACAGCCUUUUCCUUAGCGACCUUUUUCACAACAAUAGCUUUAUGACGACAGUGACGUCAGGAAGUAACGAUAGCCACGUUUAAUGUAUCAAAAUGCGUAACUUUUAUUAACUUAUUUUAACCAGUAUUGGUGUUUUUUACUCUUAAUUGAAGAUAUAUUGUUAAAUAAUAGGAAAAUGUUCAGCCACAUGUCAAGCCCCCAAUAUUCUCCACGUUAUACCUCCACCGGUAUGAGAAGGUCGCUUUGGGAUGAGGUUUGUACCGAAUAUGAAGCAAGUCUGCCCACUCCUCCCAGUGUUAACUUGACCAGUUCAGAGUCCUCUGUCCAAGCUGCCAAGGUGGAUGAAGAGGAGGAUGAGCUUCUGACAGACCUUGACCCCCUGCUGCACUACCCUGCACACCCUGGAUUCUCUGUGUUUGGAGCACAUUCUUCUUCAAAGCACAGAAGGCAGACAACAACAACUUUCUGUCCACAGCAGUUCCCACAUCCUGUCACAAAGUUCAUGGAAGACAAAGUGUUCCCGGUGCUGGCGCCUGCAAUUGAGGCUUUGCUGAAAGAAGCUGAGAAACAAGGUUGUUUUGAGAAGAAGGUCAUAACAUUUUAUCCCUUUGAUUACCUGGUGGAGUGGCUCUACAAUCAUAACCCCCGCAGACGAGCGUAUCCCUUUGUAAAAUUCCAUGACAUCCCAUUCGUCAAAUCGUGGCUCAUCUUACAUCCGAGGCCUCCUGUGCCCCUCUACCUGCAGCUGAGUGAUGACGAAGCUGCUGUGAUCAUCCAGGCUUUCUGGAGAGGAUAUAAGGUCAGAGCAGAGCCUUAUGUGCAGGAGCUGCGGCAGUGGCAAACGAACCUGAGGGAAACUCGCGACAUUCCCAACUCUGUCAAGGAAUUCUGGGCCCGGGUUGAGAAGCGAGUGGGUUCGGUCAUGUCGGACGAUUCUGAAAGCGCUCAAACUUCGGAAAACUCAGAAAAUUCCGACGUGUGCGUCCAAGUGGUUUCUCCCACCCCACAGAGCACGGCCAAAGACCGAAUGACCCCGGACGGCAUUGAGCGUCUGAAGCCCGGUCUUUAUACCGUGGAUGAGAUGAUCAACAUGGCGUCACCGUCCAGGUCACAUGCACCAUCUUAACUAGUACGAAACAGCAGAGUGCUCCUGUCAUCUGGAGAAUCUUUUGACUAUCGUUUUGCAAUCGGUCCUUCAAAACAUUAGAGUUCUCUUGUCAUAUAGAAGAUUCUGCCAUCAUAGUCACUGCUGUUGCAUGUGUGCUUGGGCAAAAAACUCCACCCACCUGGCCUUCAGUCCAACUCACAAUAUAUGGAUUAUUUUUAGCAGGACUCCCUUAAAAAGAGAUUCUUAAUCUCAAUGAGACUUUCCUGCAUAAAGAGGAUCUUUGUCGAGUGGACCUAAAAAAAAAAAAAAAAAAAAAAGCAGAGGACUACAAGCAUUUAGAUGAUCUUUGUUUAUUUUUGUUUUUCUUUGCGUAAAUGCGUUAAAAACAUCAGCGUGCUCCUGUAACAUUAGGGUUUUUUUGAUGAGUCUUUGUUUUUUUGCGGUAAAUUCUCAAAAACAGCAGAGCUGUCACAUGUAGAAUCUUAGACUUGUGUUUUUUGCAAUUUGUCCUCAAAUAAAGCAGAGCGCUCUUGCCAUAAA
Molecule: messenger RNA, 1657 nt
Organism: Nerophis ophidion (straightnose pipefish)
Lineage: Eukaryota; Metazoa; Chordata; Actinopteri; Syngnathiformes; Syngnathidae
Gene: iqck
Product: IQ motif containing K
Exons: 10
Coding region: 185-1135 (316 amino acids)
Molecular function (GO): protein binding
Source: RefSeq, a predicted model, not a curated record